GCGCGUCGCUCCCACGUCCCCGUAGGGCUCCCGCCUCGCGCCACCGCUCGUGGCGCUCAGUCCACCCGUCCGGUAGCUGGCCCGAUGGCGCCCCAACGAAGGGGAGCGCCCAAGACGCCCGAUGGCAGCGGAGCGGCGGAAAGGCUGCGGCCUAGCAGCACCAGGAAGGACCGGGCCCAGCAGGAGGCCCCGAGGAGGGGGCUGAAGACCGCCGUGCUGGGGGCCUGCGCCACACUCACCGCGCUCCUGCUCUGGAGCCGUAUGGGGGGCGACGAUGGCGUCACCGAGGUCCUAGCCCACCGCAUGGAGGUCCUGCCAGGCAGGUUCAUUGAAGUACCCUGCUCUGAGGACUAUGACAGCCACCGGAGUUUCGAAGGGUGCACCCCUAGGAAGUGUGGCCGUGGCAUCUCAGACGUGGUCAUCAGCAGGGAGGAGGCAGUGCAGAUCCGCAGCAUCGCGGAGAAGGGCUUGUCCCUGGGAGGAUCAGACGGUGGGCUUCCAUCUUUCCAGGCCUCCAUUCUGGACCUGCACUCGGGGGCCCUGUCUGUGGGGAAGCACUUCGUGAACCUCUACAGGUACUUUGGGGAUAAAAUACAAAGUGUCUUCUCAGAAGAGGACUUCCAGUUAUACCGGGAUGUGCGGCAGAAAGUGCAGCUCACCAUCGCUGAAGCCUUUGGCAUCAGUGCAUCCUUGCUGUACCUGACGAAGCCCACCUUCUUCUCCCGGAUCAACACCACGGAGGCCCGGACAGCACAUGAUGAGUACUGGCAUGCGCACGUUGACAAGGUGACCUAUGGCUCCUUUGACUACACCUCACUGCUGUACCUGUCCGACUACCUGGAGGACUUUGGCGGAGGACGAUUCGUGUUCAUGGAGGAGGGAGCAAACAAGACGGUGGAGCCGAGAGUUGAAGAUCUGGUGGUACAAUGGUUAAAACACUCAGCUGCUAACCAAAGGAUCAGCUGUUCAAACCCACCACCUGUUCCACAUGAGAAAGAUGUGGCAGCCUGCUUCCGUGAAGAUUACAGCCUUGGAAAUCCUAUGGGGCAGUUCCAUUCUGUCUUAUGGGAUCGCUAUGAGUUGGAGUCAACUCAACAGUGGCCGGGUCUCCUUCUUCACCUCGGGGUCCGAGAACCUGCACCGGGUGGAGAAGGUCCUCUGGGGCACACGCUACGCCAUCACCAUCGCCUUCACCUGCAACCCCGACCACAGCAUCACAGACCCUACCUUCACGUAGCCAGCGGGGCCCUGGGGAUGGUGUUAGAGUCUUGUCCACGUGCCCCGGCUCAAGAACAAGCCCACCGAGGGGGCUUCUGGACCACACUGAGUGCCCCCUGCCAUCUUAGCCCAUCCCACUGCACAGAGUGCCUUAAGGGUUAGCCGGAGUUUGAUUUGCUAAUGUUUUCAUUUCUCUCACCUGUGAGUAAAUUUGGGGAGCAAGCAUCUCACUUCACAAGCAUCUGUGUGUUUACUUUGGGAUGAUGUUGACCAGGAGCCCCUGACUCACCCCUCCUUCCUCAGGAAUCUGGGGUGGAACAGACAGAACUGUGUGCUGGACCUUGUCCUGUUUCAAUGCUACCCUGGCCUGAGGACAGACGAAGCACCGCAAACUUGUGCAUGGGUGAUGUUGGGGUGACCAUGAGGCAAGGUCAGCCAUUCAGCGACCCCUUGGAGAAGGUUCCAGACAGCUCUAGAGGCCGCGAAGGUCGUUCUUCCAGGGUGAGGGCCGAUUCUGCUGGGUCCAAGUGGGGGUAAAGGUCUAAAUGCUUGAAUGGCUGAGUCCGUGCCCUCACCACCACAGCCACAAGCCCACCCUGGCCUGGCUUUAUGGUGCAUGUGACCUUGCUGUUGGGAUGAACUCCUGCCCCACCUCCCAGGUGGCAGAGGUGGCCAGUCUCCAGGUGCAAUGAGACCUGUGAAAGCGAGGCCAUGUGAGGUCAUGGGAUGUCUGAGCUCCAGGGGCACAACGGGCUUUCAGUUGACAUCCGUCGUUGUGUCAGAUGUCUGCCCCAAGCUCUGAGUAAAAGAGGGGGAAAGUCUCAAAACAGGGUGAGCAGUCGGCAUGAGCAGGAGAGACACGGGCAACCGAAUCCAAGGGGGGCGACUGGACUGGGAGAUGCUGUCGUGGAGGCCUAUGGAGGCCCAGGACAGGGCACCAGGGCGAGAUGAAGGGGGGAGGAGGUGGCCCAGGGAGGAGGGAAAUCCCAGGAGAAGGUGACCCCAGGAUAAGGUGACCCAGGAGGAGGUGAUUGGGAGUAGGUGACCCCAGGGAGGAGGUGACCCCAGGGAGGAGGUGACUCCAGGGAGGAGGUGACCCAGGAGAAGGUGACCCCAGGGAGGAGGUGACAUUGAGAGGAGGUAACUGCAGAGAAUCAGUGGACCCUAGGCUGGCCUGACGUGCUGGCCACGUCUGAGCGGCAAUGAUGGCUUAGAUGGAGGUCCGAGAUGUCCCCGAGGUGGAAGGAAGCCACCAGAAAAGAAGCCAGAGUGCUGCCCAGAACCACCCUGGCCUCCUUAUGGUCUGUCCGGCCUGCACUCAGCACCCAGGCCACCUCUGUGUCCAGGACUCUGAGUGGGAAGGGCAGCAGGUCAGCCUGAGGACAGGGAUUCGGGAACAGGGCUCCCUCUGAAGUCUAGCCGGUACCAGGAGAGGCCUGGCAUGUGGCCAGCUGGACAGGGCAGGUGUCUGGGCCUGCUGUCCACCUCACUUCCUGUGCUACCGCUGCCACCUACCUACCAGCCUACCCCUCGCAUGGCUCUGGGGCUUGAGCACCCCAGUUUGGUGGUUUGUGGGUGGAUGGGGGUUCAGGCCAGAAUCUGGAGCCCCUGGUGCCCUCCAUGUGGGGAUGGGGCUCCCACCUCCUCCCACAGGCCCCCCCCACCCCAUGGCAGGGUGUGACGUAGGGGCCCUCGGUUCUGUCCUGGGGCCAGGGAGCCUGUGGCCACACCCCAGUUGGCUCUCAGGUGGCUGUUCCAGGCGUAUCAGGUGGUCCAUUGUGCAAAUGGGCAAACUGAGGCAGAGUACUGAUACAUGCUACCACAUGCAUGAGCCUUGGAAACUUCAUGCCGAGUGAAAGAACUCAUGUGUAUGAGCUGUCCAGAACAGCCAAAUCCACAGGGGCAGGAGAUGGAUUAGUGGUGGGCUGGGGCUGGGAGUGGGGCCCACUGCUAGUGGGCUUGGGGGAGCACUGUGGGGUUGUGGAGACCGUGCACAGCUCUACAGUGGGCUGCAAAGCAUCGUGCACGCUUUAAGCAGGUGAGUUUCCUGGUGGGUCAUUGUACCUUCAUAAAGCUAUUUUAAAAUACCUGUUCAAACCGCAGGAGCCCUGACGUAUUCAGGUCAUGGAUGGUGUUCAGUCUUGCCCGUGUGCCUGCACCAUGUCAGCCCCUCCCCAGGUGCCCCCUGUCCAUCUCGCCCCAUCCAAGCCUUUCUCCCCCCAUCCAGGCCCUUCUCCCAAUCCAGCCUGCCCUGACCUUGCCUCGGCCCAGAACUCCCUCCAUCCUGUCCUUGCCAGACCGGGGUGUGCUGCUUCACACCCUUGACAGCCACAGAGCCUUGGGUGGGCCAGACUGGGGCCUGAGGGCAAGGUGGGGGCUGGCAGGCAGGGGACCCACAGGACACAGCCUGGCCUCGAAGCAGGGGCGGGAUGCCCGUGGGCUUCGUGCCUGCAGCUCUCAAGCCAGAGGAGGCCUCCAUCCAUCACCGUCCUGGCUGUGCCUGCCCCCUUAUGAGCUGGGCGCCAGAGUGCCCUCUGUGCCCACAGUGCCAGGAGUGCCGGGCGGGGGGGGCGGGGCUGGUUCUGACUCAGGGAGACCAGGGGAGCCUGUGCAGUCUCCGUGUGGCUGUGCGUGAGCGUGUGUGGGCAUGACUGUGUACAUGUGUGAGCGUGUGUGUACGCGUGUGUGAAUGUGCAGGUGUGUGUGCAAGUGUGUACAUGUGUGAGCGUGUGUAUAUGUGUGACUAAACGUGAGUGUAUGUACAUGUGUGAGCAUGUGUGACUACAUAUCAGUGUGCAUACAUGUGAGAGCAUGUGUGACUACGUGUGUGCACAUAUGUGAGCAUGUGUGUGAGUGUGAGGUGUAUACAUGUGACUGUGUACGUGUGUGUGAAUGUGCAGGUGUGAAGGAAUACGUGUGUGUGUACCUGUGUGUCUGUGUGACUGGCCUUUGAACUCCUGAAGCCAGGGCUCUUCCCAGACCCCUGCUCAAAGCCUGGCCCUUCUGGGUCCCCAGCAGCUGCUGGGGAGGGUCCUUGUGGUCUGCAGUGAUUCAGGAUCCUGGGGUGGGGGCAGCGCACGGCUCCCUGCUCAUAUCUAGUGCUGUAGCCACUAAC
Molecule: messenger RNA, 4333 nt
Organism: Loxodonta africana (African savanna elephant)
Lineage: Eukaryota; Metazoa; Chordata; Mammalia; Proboscidea; Elephantidae
Gene: OGFOD3
Product: 2-oxoglutarate and iron dependent oxygenase domain containing 3
Exons: 10
Coding region: 85-1380 (431 amino acids)
Cellular component (GO): membrane
Molecular function (GO): oxidoreductase activity, acting on paired donors, with incorporation or reduction of molecular oxygen; iron ion binding; L-ascorbic acid binding
Source: RefSeq, a predicted model, not a curated record